UGGCCCUCCCAUUCCUGCCCCUUGAUCUCCAGGCACUGAGCCAGAGGGUUGUCUUGGAGCCCCAGGGGCGAGGACACUUAGCCUACAUGCUGUGCCGUCUGCGCUCCAGGCUGCCAGCCAGGAUGUGGAGCAGGACUUCGGAGAAGCAGCCAUGGAGGGACAGCAGUCAGACCCCUUUCCCGUGUCUUAUCCACAGACUUGACCACAUUGUAAUGACAGUAAAGAACAUCAAAGACACCACUACGUUUUAUUCCAAGAUUCUGGGCAUGGAGGUCGUGACUUUCAAGGGAGACCGGAAAGCAUUGUGUUUUGGAGACCAGAAAUUUAACCUCCACGAGAUGGGAAAGGAAUUUGAACCCAAAGCUGCUUGCCCAGUCCCUGGUUCCCUGGAUAUUUGUCUGAUCACAGAGGUGCCUUUGGAGGAAGUGGUCCAGCACCUCAAGGCUUGUGAUGUCCCCAUUGAGGAGGGUCCAGUCCUCAGAACAGGGGCAAAAGGGCCCAUUAUGUCCAUUUACUUCCGAGACCCUGACAGAAACCUGAUCGAGGUGUCCAGCUAUAUGUCCUCAUGAUGGAGGCGAGCUCUCCGCCCUGCUGUCCCCUGUGAUGUCACCCUCUGUCUUCCUUCCUGCAAAACGUCAUCCCGGGCCCAGAGACCUCCAAGGACGGAGGACUUGCGCACGUCACACAUCCGGCUGGGAGGCGGGGGACGGGGGGGGGAGGGCGGGGGGGCGGGGCGGGUGUGGAUCUGGGGUGGGUUUGGGAACGAGAUGUCUGAACGUCCUCCAUCCAAGCUGCCCCCAUACAUUCAUAAUCUUUCCAUUAACAUGAACUCUUCCUUGUUAUUGUCUCA
Molecule: messenger RNA, 850 nt
Organism: Sus scrofa (pig)
Lineage: Eukaryota; Metazoa; Chordata; Mammalia; Artiodactyla; Suidae
Gene: GLOD5
Product: glyoxalase domain containing 5
Source: RefSeq, a predicted model, not a curated record